Jatropha curcas is the source of this 678-nucleotide messenger RNA. RefSeq lists its product as uncharacterized. The record is from RefSeq and is a predicted model, not a curated record. Lineage: Eukaryota; Viridiplantae; Streptophyta; Magnoliopsida; Malpighiales; Euphorbiaceae.
AAUAGACAAGGAGCAUUGCGUCAUUUACUACAAUAGUUCUAUUUCAUUUCCAUCAGCUUCUUGUUUCCCAAUUCCCAGUCUAGUACUUUCACACAGCUUCUCUUCCACUUUCUACACUAAACGAAAUCAUGGCAGCAUGGACGGCGGCGGCUCGUCAAGCGGCGAACCUGGCUCGAAUUUGCUCUCCGAAAGUUGCUACGACUUCUCAAACCGCUUCUCUCAUUCAUAGGCGUGGUCUAGCCGGUGGUGGAGAUCACCAUGGACCUCCGAAGGUCAACUUCUGGCAGGAUCCUUUGUCCCCAUCAAAAUGGAAGGAAGAGCACUUUGUGAUCAUCUCUUUGGCUGGAUGGGGAACCCUCUUCUAUGGAGGUUACAAGCUUUUUACUAGAGGAAAGAAAGAAAAGAAGGAAGAGAAGGUUGGGGAAGGAGCGCACUAGGUGCAGUCUCCAAGAAGAUGAUAUUGUUCGUAUGUGGUUAGACCUCCAGUUUUGAACAGUUUAGUUGUAUAUCACUCCUAAGUGGAUGAUGACUAUUGGCUUUUUUGUUGCUGUGCUGAUAAUUGAUGUAUCCAUCAACGUUUUCCAAUAUUUUAAAUAAUAAGCAUGGGAUUUUCUGGUAGACAACUUGUUAAAUGUUAAACAUUCACUCAUUAUUGUAUAAUGUUUUUCUAGCCAGUAA